AUGCAGCACAAAAACUAUGUUAAGGUGUACCGAUCGGUCGGUUUUUUUCGCACGAGUAUGAAGAUUUCAGUAGCGCUGAUACUGCUUGCAGUACACGUAGACUACGCUCUACUAGCCAAGAGCCCAGCCAAGUCAUGUGCUUCGCACGAAUUUCAGUGCGAAAAUGGGGCAUGCAUACCGGCUGCAGGGCAUUGCAACGAUAGCCAGGACUGUGCCGAUGGAAGCGAUGAAUCUGGAUGUGAUUACUUCCUCUGCAAGGAACCGUUCUGGUAUCGGUGCCGACACGAAACCACCUGCAUCAGUGGGUCUAGCCGAUGCGAUAAGCAGAAGGACUGUCUGGAGGGUGACGAUGAGGAAAACUGUGAUAACUAUGAAGUACCGCACAAGGCGCCCGUGUGCAGCAAAGCGGAGUUCACCUGCACGGAUAAGGCAUGCAUCCCAGCCGAUCUGGUGUGCGACGGUGUCCACCACUGUCUGGACGGGUCAGACGAAACUAUCGGCUGUAUCGACAUCGCGGCCAAAUGUAAGGGCUUCCUGUGUCGCAACAAGCACUGCCUGAAGUCUAGCAGCUGGGUGUGCGACGGCCAGGACGAUUGUGGCGAUGGGUCGGACGAGGAGCACUGUCUGCACGAGUGCACGCUGGAGCAUGGGAAGUUCGAGUGCCACAACAACCACACCUGUAUAGAUGUGGCGCAGGUGUGUAACGGAGCGGAUGACUGUGGUGAUGGUAGUGACGAGAGUGCGAGCUGUAAAUCGGAUGCCUGCAAAAAACUUAAAUGUGCUCCACAAACCUGCAAGGUAAUGCCGGACGGCAAAGCGGUAUGUUUGUGCGGUGUCGGCUUCAAGUUCGAUGCCGCUACGGGCAAGUGUCAGGAUGUGAACGAGUGCGCACGGUAUGGGCUGUGCUCGCAGGGAUGCAUCAACACACCGGGCUCCUUCCGGUGUACGUGCAUCGAUCAGUUUACUCUUAUGCGCGACGGACGUACGUGCGAACUCUCCACCGGCACCGAGGCGUUGAUGCUAUACACUACCCAGAAGUCCGUCGGCGCCAUGUACCUGACGUCCAUGCAUCAGUACUACGUCGCGAAAGAGCUAUCGCAAGUGAUCGGCGUGUCGUACGACGGCAUGCACGUCUACUGGACGGAUAUCUCGCACAAAACGGAAUCGAUCGAACGCUCGCUGGAGGAUGGUAGCGAUCGGCAGCUGUUGCUUACGGCGGGACUUAUCUCGCCCGAGGACUUGGUGCUCGAUUGGCUAACCGGGAACAUCUACUUCAGCGACAGCGGCCAGAUGCACAUUGCCGUGUGCUCGAGCGACGGAUACCACUGCAAAGCGAUCAUACAGGACCAGCUGCACAAACCGCGUGGACUGGCGCUUCUGCCCCAGAACGGUACCAUCUUCUUCAGCGACUGGGGCAACAAUGCCAUGAUCGGCCGGGCACGGAUGGAUGGCAGCGAGCAGACGGUCGUCGUCAAUAGCGGUAUUCAUUGGCCAAACGGAUUAACGCUAGACUGGCCCAACGAGCGAUUGUACUGGAUCGAUGCGAAGCUGAAGCGCAUCGAGAGCAUGCACUUUGAUGGCAGCGAUCGUGUAGUGGUGUUGUCCGACGUACUGAAGCAUCCAUUUUCGGUAGCCGUGUUUAACGAUCGUCUGUACUGGUCGGAUUGGGACACAAAGAGCAUUCAAUCAUGUGAUAAAUUUACCGGCAAGAUGCGUCAAACGCUGGUGCGCGAUCGUAUGAUCUUCGAUGUACACAUCUAUCACUCCAGCAUUCAGCCGAAGGUUAGUCACGCCUGUGUAAACCACACCUGCUCACAUCUGUGUCUGCUGACGUCCAAUGCCACCUACGCCUGUGCCUGCCCACAAGGCAUGGAGCUGCACCGGGAUAAGCACAGCUGUGUGAAUGUGGCCAAACGGCAGGACAUCCUACUUGGCAUCGGCCACUAUCUAGUGACGCUCAAGCAUCAUCUGUUCGGGCGUCAUGAAACUGGCAGAGGCGAACAGCUAUUCCCGACCAUUAGCAAGAUGGCGUUCAACAGUCUCAACGGUGAGGUGUUCAUCGCUGACAACGUGCAGCACGCGAUCUUUACGCUGGAGCUGGCAUCACUCCGCACCAGACGUAUCGUAUCGGACGGUAUCGGAAUGAUCACAGCACUUGCUUUUGACUAUCUAAGCAACACGCUGUAUUGGGCGGAUGCGAAAUGGUCUACUAUUGUGAUAUAUAGCUUGCAGACUCAACAUCGAGCGAUCGUCCAGCACUACCUAGGCGAUGAUGCGCCCGUAGCGCUAGCACUGGUACCGGAAAUUGGCAAAAUGUUUAUUGCGCUACGUUCGACCUCCGGUCACACGCACAUUGACCGGCAGGACAUGACGGGCCGUGGACCCCACGCACACGUCAUUGAGGACAGACUAGGCAGCAACGGUACGAUCAGCUUCGCGGUCGAUCACGAUCUGCGCGCUAUCUUUUGGAGCGACAUGGGCAAAAACCGAAUCGAGAUCACCAGCUACGAAGGCGACACUCGGCAUCUGUUCCGCGAGUACCUGCGCCAGCCGGUGUCGGUGGCGAUCGUUGGCAACGAGCUGUUCUGGACGUGCUACGGAUCCCAGCGUCUGUACUGGUCGGACAAGCAUAACGUCGGCACAACGAAGCGCAUCAACAUUCAACUGCCGCCCAACAUGACGGUACCGGAGAUGAUACCGAUCAUUGCCACCCAGCCCACGAAACGGCACGACCAUCCGUGUCUGAAGGGCAAUGGCGGAUGUUCGCAUAUUUGCGUGUCCGCCGGACUGUACGCGAGUGCCUGCGUAUGUCCAACGGGCAUGGUGUUCAAUUCCUCGGUCAGCAAGGUGUGCAUCAAUGCCUCCGAUUGCGAGUUUCGGUGCGAGUCGGGCGAGUGUCUGAAGAUGAAGCAGCGCUGCAACGGACAUGUCGACUGUAAGGACCAGUCGGACGAGCAGAACUGUGAUCCUGGCGUGGCGCGUAUCGCGGCCAGCUGCAGGUGGAACGAGUUCCGCUGCACUGACGGCAGCAAAUGUAUCCCGAUGGAGCGACGAUGCGACAAGCACCACGACUGUGCUGAUCUCUCCGACGAGGCUAACUGUGCCGGCUACGAUCGGUUCUCGAAAUGCAGCAAGUUCCAGUUUACUUGCGCGAACGGAUUCUGCAUUGACGCGACCGGUCGGUGCGAUGGUGUGUCGGACUGUGCGGAUGGUUCGGACGAGCUGGGUUGCACGAAGUUGCCGCACAAACAGGAACAGACUAUCACAUGCUCAGAGGGCAUGUUCCAGUGCAACAGCGGCCAGUGUAUUCCGGCUGCCUGGGAGUGCGACGGUAGUCCAGACUGUAACGAUGCGUCCGACGAGCAUGAGACAUGCCAUCCGGCCACGCCCGAAUGUCCCGCAGGAUACUUUCGGUGUGCGCUCGGGUUUUGCAUCAAACAGUCCGUGCUGUGCGAUGGGAACGAUGACUGCGGGGACGGUUCGGACGAAGAGAACUGCCCGAGCGACGGUGUGCGGGAAGGGCAGUGUCAGGCAGGGGACUACACCAACUCGACGGUGUUUCAUUGCGGCAAGUCCAACACCUGUCUCGAUGUUGCCGUUCGCUGUAACGGUACGGCCGAAUGUCCUCACGGUGAGGACGAGGCAGGUUGUACGAAUUGUGGCAUCCGCGAUUUCCAGUGCGACGACGGUCAAUGCAUUCGGCUGGAAUGGCGCUGCGACAAGGACGUCGACUGUGAUGACGGUUCGGACGAGCUCAACUGUACCAGCAGUAGUGGGCGAGCGACGGAAACCUUCCACUCGACUAAUUGCGGCAAGGACACCUUCGAGUGUAAGGCGGGUGAAUGCAUCCAGAUGUCUGCACUGUGCGACGGCAAGCGUGACUGCUCCAACGGUCACGAUGAGGAUGGCAACUGUCAAUCGGCCUGCCUAGGUGGACUUGGACCGUGUGCCCAAAUCUGCCAGAAAUCGCCGACCGGUUCCAUCUGCGAUUGCUUGGACGGGUACGAGCUGGCCGGAGAUAAGAAGAAUUGCGUGGACCUGAACGAGUGUGACGCAAGGCAACCAUGUGCACAGAUUUGUACCAACGUCAAGGGCUCGUACCGCUGCUCCUGUCACGAAGGGUUCAUGCUCCGGGCGGACAAGACAUCCUGCAAAGCUAUCGGAGCGCCCCAACACGUACUGUACACCACGGUCGACCAGGUGCGGAAACUCACCGUCAACCCGCCGCAAAUCGAAACGCUACUGCAGGUAAGCGGCAGUCGAGUCACCACCAUGGAUAUAAAUAUUCGCCAGCAGAAGCUCUACUUUGCCACUAAGGACAGUGCGGCGCUGUAUGAGCUGAACCUGAAAACGAACACUACUCGGGUGCUGACGAGCGUCGGGACGCCGGACAAAGUGUCCGUCGACUGGAUCGCAUCGAACGUGUACUUCGUCGAUGCAGAGGAACGGUCCAUCAAGGUGUGCAGCUUCGAGCGGGAAGCCUGCGCCCGGGUCAUCUCGUUUACGCAGCGUACCUUCGUCAAGGCACUUGCGCUAGACCCGCUCAACAAGUUCAUGUUUUACUCGCUGCUGUACUCGUGGAUCUUUCAGGUUCCUCAUUCAAUUAUCUUCAAAGCCAAGCUCGACGGUACGCUCCAGGAAGUCGUCACCAAGCAAUCGGCACUCGUUUCCGCAAUCGCCGUGGAUCCACAGAGUCAGUUACUUUACUACACCGAGCUUAGCGGUAAAACGCUUUGUCGCGUCAACUACUACGGCCAGCAGCAGACAGUGCUCGUCCGUGAUCAACCACACGUGCUUAAUCAUCCGCUGCAGCUGAGCGUGUUUGAAAACCAGGCACUGAUCGUGAAUGAAGGCUCGGCUACGAUAGGACAGUGCCAACUGUUUGCCGGCUACAAGUGCGAUCGGUUUGAUGUGAAUGUGCCCCCGUCCAAACAGGUCCUGCUGGUUCAGGAGUCUCGGCAACCAAUGGCCAACAAUUGGUGCGACACCAAGUUGAUCAAUUGCACCCACCUGUGCAUACCGGAAGAUGCGAAGGGCAAAUGCGUGUGCGAGAAUGGGCUUGAAAUACGUGAAGGCGACCGGUGUCCCAAGCCCCAGGAUAAAAGCCGAGCGCUGACACCCUUCCGCGUAGCGUCGACGCACGCAGACCAGUCCCUCUCCGGCGCGAAUGACGAACAAGAGUCUACGGGAAGCUUUCUCAGUUUUAUGUCAUACGCCGUGUUGAUUGCGGCGAUGUGUGGGAUUGGAUUUUAUGUUUACUGGCAGCGUUACUACCGUUCCAGCAAGUUCGAUGUUGGAAUACAAUUCAAGAACACCGAGCUGAGCACGGUCGACAUUUCGGACGUCGAGUUGUCAAACGUCACCUUCCAGGGCAAUCCGGCGAUAGGCGACGGUAGUGAUGGGGCUCCCAGCUGCCACGAAGAUUUUGAGUACGACAGCUACACACAGAACAACACGAUAUCGGCCUCCGAUGCCGUAUAUAACAAUUGUGAUGAUAUGCACAGCCGUUUGAUAGUGUAA
Molecule: messenger RNA, 5520 nt
Organism: Anopheles maculipalpis
Lineage: Eukaryota; Metazoa; Arthropoda; Insecta; Diptera; Culicidae
Gene: yl
Product: putative vitellogenin receptor
Exons: 4
Coding region: 1-5520 (1839 amino acids)
Molecular function (GO): protein binding; calcium ion binding
Source: RefSeq, a predicted model, not a curated record